Molecule: messenger RNA, 1104 nt
Organism: Erigeron canadensis
Lineage: Eukaryota; Viridiplantae; Streptophyta; Magnoliopsida; Asterales; Asteraceae
Exons: 4
Coding region: 132-962 (276 amino acids)
Source: RefSeq, a predicted model, not a curated record
UUUCAAACCAAAUGGGCUUAAAAAUAAACUAACCAUACAUACAAUACAAUACAAAAUACCCUAUGUGUCAUUGAAGAAUCAAUAAUCUGUUUUUCAUCCAUUUAUAAGGAAGGAAGGAAGCAAACACCAUCAUGCCAUCAGGACCUAAGAAGCGAAAAGCUGCCAAAAAGAAACAAGUCAAUGCCUCCUCCAACUCUUCGUCAACAUCUCACUCUCAUCAUGGAGAGAGUGAUGGUGGGGAACUAAACUCUCCGGUAGCACAAGAUCAGCAUAACAAUCAACUUCCCUUUACUGAGGUGGAAAACCGUGAAGACGGUGUGACUCAGAACAAGAACAAUGAAGGCAUUGAUAAGGAAGAAGAAGUUAAAAAUAUUGAGAUUGAUAACUGGUCGAAGUCAAUGCAAUUGCAUGAUAGCAAAUCAAGUUCUUGCAGUCAUAGUUCAGAUGAUGAAUCUCAUGCCAUUGAGAAGAAAGUAGUGGAAUUAGUUCAGCCUGUUGAAACGUUGCCUGAGAAGAUAGUUCAAGAAAUUGAAGUUCCAGGAGUGGGGACUUCCUCUGUUCGUCAUCAUUUUAAGACUGUUGAUUCUCUGUUAGAAGACAUAAAUAAUGACUCAAAGAUUGAGGAGAAAACAGAUUUAGUUGUGGAGGAAACGCCUCCGGUUCCUGCAUUAGAAAAGAGUUCGUUUUUGGAGAAAAAGUUUGUUGUGAAUGGGAGUACUUCAAAGGAUACUUGUUCGACUUCUUCUGUAGGAAUUGAAUCAGUUCUGGUGAACAAUGGGGCAUCAAAUUCAAAAGUAACUGUAGCAGUUUCUAUCCAUAAUGGUGCAGAUGAUGUAAAUGAACCUGAGACAUUGCAAUACUCUGAUAAACAGCCUUUGGUAGCUUCAACCCCACAAGCCGUGCAAACAACUUCUUGGAAGGGUUGCUGUGGAAUACUCGAGCUGUUUGCAAAACCUGAAUGAUAAAUAUCCGAACCUGUUGAUGUAAAGUGGCUAUGGAUAAGAAGUUUAUAGUCGAUUUACAAAACCUGCAUAAUGUAAAGGGGCUAAUGGAUAAGAAGUUUAGACUCGAAUUGCAAAAUCUGCAUUAGUUAUAUUUUAUUUA